This is a messenger RNA of Manihot esculenta (cassava), 631 nucleotides long. RefSeq names its product GDSL esterase/lipase At2g04570-like. Gene Ontology annotation, molecular function: hydrolase activity, acting on ester bonds. The record is from RefSeq and is a predicted model, not a curated record. Bases 1 to 615 code for a protein of 204 amino acids. NCBI's taxonomy places the organism in Eukaryota, Viridiplantae, Streptophyta, Magnoliopsida, Malpighiales, Euphorbiaceae. The transcript has 2 exons.
AUGGGGCUAAAACCAACAAUACCAGCUUUCUUGGAUCCUGCUUAUAAUAUUUCAGACUUUGCUGUUAGUGUCACUUUUGCUUCUGCUGCAACUGGCUACGAUAAUGCCACUUCUGAAUCUGUGAUACCAUUGUGGAAGCAACUGGAAUUCUACAAGGAUUAUCAGAGGAGAUUGAGAGGAUACCUUGGAGAAAGCAAAGCUAGCCAAACGAUAUCAGAAGCUCUGCACUUGAUCAGCAUAGGAACUAAUGAUUUUGUGGAGAAUCAUUACGCAUUUCCAGGCAGAUCAGCUGAGUACAGUAUCACAGGAUACCAGAAUUUUCUUGCAGGAAUUGCAGAAAAUUUUCUCAGGAAACUUUAUGGUCUAGGAGCUCAGAAAAUUUCCUUUGGAGGGCUACCUCCAAUGGAGUUUAUGCCAAUGGAGGGAACUGCAAAUAUUAUGAGCGGAUACGAUUGUGUUGAAAGUUACAACAAUGUGGCCAUGGAAUUCAAUGGCAAGUUAUACAAUUUGGUGGCUAAGUUUAACAAGGAACUUGCUGAAAUCAAACUCAUCUUCUCCAACCCAUAUUAUAUUUUUUUGCAUAUCAUCAGAAAUCGCUCUUUAUAUGGUAGGUAAUUAAAGUUCUUCUCCU